Messenger RNA from Diachasma alloeum, 4769 nucleotides. It is a transcript of the gene loco, whose product is annotated as regulator of G-protein signaling loco. NCBI's taxonomy places the organism in Eukaryota, Metazoa, Arthropoda, Insecta, Hymenoptera, Braconidae. The transcript has 11 exons. The coding region runs from base 249 to 4115 and encodes 1288 amino acids. The record is from RefSeq and is a predicted model, not a curated record. Gene Ontology annotation, biological process: signal transduction. Gene Ontology annotation, molecular function: GTPase activator activity; protein binding.
UUCCACCCCUCCCACGGUUUACCGAGUUUUCACUAUGGAAUUGUUGAGUGUCCAGUGCCUUAUUGCAGUCCUAAAACCCCAAUUACCCUCGAUAAUAAUCUAUAAUGCAACUGCAGACCGCAAUUAACUCCUCGUGUGCGUCCCCCACUCAUCGAACCCCGAACCAGUGCACCUGAACGUGGAUUUCCCUUUCCAAAACAUCUCGAUAAACAGAACUUUAAGAGAGCAAAACCAUCGUGCAGCAAAAAAUGCACCACAACAGGAGAAAGAAGAAGCGAAUAAACUACGGGGUGAGGGCUGUGGAGCUGAUGAGAGGCUCCAAGGGUUUUGGUUUCACAAUUUCGGGUCAACAGCCUUGCAUUCUGAGCUGCAUUGUGGCAGGCAGUCCAGCGGAGAUAGCUGGGCUGCGUGCAGGUGACUAUCUGGUCGCUGUCAACGGCCACAACGUGGGGAAAGCCCCUCACGACGAUGUGGUUCGUCUGAUAGGGCACUCCAAGGGGAUCCUGAGGCUCCAAAUAGCCGAGAACUACUACUCAGACUCCUCGGACGAGGAGGGACCUGCGGCCUCGCGAUCAAAACCCAAAUAUUCCCACAAACAGCGAAAUUCCAGUGCUGUACCUGCGGCCUCGGGUGCACCUGCGGGACAGUUGCAGUGCAGAGUGGCCAAGGUUGUCAGGGAUCUCCAGAGUGGUGCCAUGUUCAGUGGAAGUGGAGAGGGCGAGAGGGUGGUGCAGAGCAAAAUCAUGUGUGGGCAGAAUGGCCUCUACCAUCGGUGGAAUAUGGCCAGUGCUCCACCACUGCCACCACCUCCACAUUCCCACAAAAGGGAUGCUGAGAAAAUUGUGCACAGGACGGUAGUGGGCUACCUGGGGACCAUUGAUAUACCUAAUCAACUGCAUCCCUCGACGAUGAUGCAGGUCCUCCGAAAAUGCAUAAAGCGUUUAAAAGCCGAGAAACGCACCCCAACAACAGUCCUCCUGACAAUUCACGUGGCCAACAUAAAGUUGACAAAUUCAGAGAACAAGAUAAUUGCGGAAUAUCCCUCUCACCGAAUAGUCUUCUGCAACUCGUUCUCCGAGCAGGACAAGCAAUACUUCGGUAUCGUGACAAAGUCAGCUAAUCAUACCGACGAGAUAGUCUCGAAUUCGUGCCACGUGUUCACCAUCUACUACAAACUGAUAGAGCAUGCAGUUCACCUGAGUACCUGCAACAUCUUUGGAUUCACGUGUACGAAGACAUCUGAGCUGACAGUUUGUCAGGAGUUUCCUGACAGUUGCAACGGUCUGAUAGGUGCCAUUCAGACCCUCUACAUAACAGACACAACAGACUCAGAGGCCAAUCCCUUCAACGAGAGCAACAGGAGACAGAGGAGAGAGGCUGUCUCCCCCCAGCCCUCGAACCUCAGCACAUCAACUGCUCACUCUUCGAACAGUGACUCUGGAAUUGGCUUCAAGGAUGAAUUUGGCAGCCACUACUCGGUGACAGAGCGCAAUGUGAACCUCGAUUAUUCGCAGAGAAGACCGCCAAUGCCAGCAGCAAACUCUCGAUUAACCGUUCGUGCAACGCAGGACUCACAAAAUGAACGUAGAGUGGAGAAUGGGGAUGGGGGCACGAGGGGUGGAGGGGACGUCACCUGCCCCGGACCAUCUGCCACUCUUACAAUGACCAAACUCGACGCCUCGUCAGUCGGCUCGUCCACAUUUUCACGUACCAUUGCUGGGAUGCUACACACUGUCGACGCAGACGACAUGGAGUUUUGUGAUAACGAUGCGGGUGAUAAACUUAGUCCUAAGGUUUUCAAUGUCACGAAGGCACUGGUGCACAGUAUGGAGGAUCUCAAGAAUGAGGGGGAGACGGUGGAUGUCUUCGCCAAGCCUGCCGAUGUGAGACCCUGGGGGAGUCUGCAGGAGAUCAGAAAUGUCGGAGGGUUCCAAUCCAAUUCUUCGUUAUAUGGGAGUAUAGAGUCGUGCGAUAAGAAUGACGCUGGGCUUGGAGUGCGCUCUUGGGGAGCGGGGUUUGAGAACCUCUUGAAAGAUCCAAAGGGACUACAGACAUUUGCAGAAUUCUUAAAAAAGGAAUUCAGCCAUGAAAACAUAUACUUCUGGGCGGCCUGCGAGCGCUACAAAGACACAGAGGACGCAACCUCCAGGCGACGACUGGCCUGGCAGAUCUACCAGAGGCACCUCUCCACAAAUGCCUCGGAGCCAGUCAACGUGGACAGUCACGCCGCUGGGCAAAUCACCCAGGAGCUUCUGAAUCGUGCCCCAGAGGAGCUCUUCCUCCAGGCCCAGAAGCAGGUCUUCAACCUCAUGAAGUUCGACAGUUACCCUCGCUUCCUCAAAUCAGCUCUCUAUCAUCACUGCAAGGAGAACGGCACUGGCGUCAGAACUGAGGAUCACGAUCUUGAUUUAACGGGUUCACCAAAUGUCAAGUUGAAGAAGAGUCAUUCAGAUGCUGAGGAUCGAUGUAGGAAGUCGAUAUUGCCUUGGCAUCGUAAGAAUAGAUCAAAAUCGAAGGAUCGAGGAGAGUCAGAAUACAACAAAACUCCAAACAGAGGAGAGCCCAUAUACAAGAGCUUUACAACAAUAAAAAGAGAUACAGAGGGCAACAACAAUGAUGAUAGCAUCUCCAUAUCAAGUAGUAGAUCAUCCCUAGCAUCCUGGGACCUCGCACUACGUCAGUCCUUCAGUAAACACUCACUAUCGUCGUACGAUGGUCAGAAUGAUAAGAAAGAGGUACAGACGAAGUGCACUGGCUUGUGCCGGGUUAUUUUACCCGAUGGCUCAACAACGGUCGUACCAACAAGCCAAUCUGAGAGCAUUAAAGAUGUUGUUACCCGGCUUCUUGAGAAACGAGCACUACGAUAUUCUAAUUAUGAUGUUCUCGUACUGGCCACAGACGAGAUGAUAAAUCUGAAAUAUUCAUCGUCGGUGCUUGCUGGACAAGAGGUGGAGGUGGUACCAACGAAAGUACUGAAAGUCGAUCUGCCAUCUCGAAGGAUAAUAACAGUAGUGGCUCACAAGAAUCGAACGUUGCGAGAGGUUCUCAGGCCUUUGCUCAACAAAUACGGUUUCAAACUCGAAUUGAUCACCAUUUGGGGUGAGGGACAUCCAGUUUCAUUGGAUAUACCGGCUAUUAAUGCUCCCAGCCGGCUGGUACUGACGUCCAACAAUGAAGAUUUUCAACGAGAUAAUUUACAUUACCAAGAGGACAUUGAGCAGGGACAGUCUCAGCUCGAUGAAAUUACUAAUAAAGUAUUCGAAGAACUUUUAGUCGGGAAGAGUACAAAUAAAUAUUACAGUGAAGGUUCAUGCAAGUCUGACGACCAGCGCUCCGAAGGCUCCUCCAUCCUCUCCAGCAAGUUUUUCACAAGAGACACAACAGUUCUUGGAAAGAAAAAGGGGAAAUCGAAGAGCAGUAAUUUGAGUGAGAAGAGCAAUUCCACGGACUAUACAGGGGAGGAGAGUUUGCAAUCGAGUAGACCACAUGCUCCGUUAAUAGCCAAGUGGCGAAAUGGGGUCAAACUUCAAUUGCCUGGAAGAUUCGAUGGUGACGAAUUGUACGAGGGAUUGAAGAGGGCUCAACGGUCGAGACUCGAGGAUCAGAGGGGCACAGAAAUCAAUUUUGAGCUUCCAGAUUUCUUGAAGCAAAACAAGGAAAAUGGAAAGCACACAGAGGUUAAAAAGCACAGAAGAGGUCGUCUCCUGGGCUCGAGUUCGGACUGCGCCUCGAAAUUCUACGACUCGAGUGACGACAGCAAAAAGCUCAACCUAGUGACAAACCCAGUAAUCGAGAAGUGUCACUACAACUCCGAGGACUCUCAACCUGCCCUAAAGUCCCUGGAGUCAUCGAAAAGGUUUGACUCCAUGAGCAGUCUCGAUGGUACCCUGGAGGACGUGGACAAGACAAUAAUCGAGAACGGAAAUAGCUCGAAUCAGUCGAAAAAUCAAGAGUCGUUUUUCGAGAAUCAGUUCCCUGGAUCGCCAGGGAAAUUAUCAAAGCCUCCACCGCUUCCGCCCAAACCCAAGGGUCUUCUGACGAAACCGUUGCCACGAGCCACUCAAAUCAGUCCCAUAACGCCGUUGGAGUCACGUGAGAAUAAAAAUAUUUUCUGAAUUUUGUUGUCAAAUAUUGAAUUUUCUCAUCAUCACUAGUUGUCACAAGAGACAAGCGGGACUUUAGACUCUGAAAGUAUUUUAAACGUAAUUUUUUAACUGAAAAAUCGCAAUUUUAUGGAGAAUUUAUCGAGCAACUGUACAUUCUAACACAAGUGCCUUAUAAUUUUUUUAACAAUUGCAAUCACGUUGUGAUGAGUAAGUGUUACUCAGAUGGAAGAAUAUUUCGAAAAUAUUUUCCUGGUUAUACAGGAUCAAAGUUGAAUCUAUUACGUAAUUUAAAAAAAAUUUAAAUUACCUAAAUCAACUAUUUAUGAAAUGUGAAAGUUUUAACUGAAUGAAUAAAAAGAAUUAUUUUGUAUGCAGUACAAUUUCUGUUUUCCAAUUAAUUCCUGUAAUGUCAAUUAAAAUUGUGAAAGAAUGCUAAUGAGGGACUUUAACAGUUUUAUGGAAAAUUUAUUUCAAAGAAAUUGCGAUGACUCAUUGUGAUGCGUAAAUAUUAUUCAAAUGGAAGAAUACCUGGAGAUUAUGUUCCUGGUUGUACAGGAUCGAAAUUGGUGAAUUUAUUGUUGAACGAUUAUUUAUAAAAUGUGAAAGUUUAUAAAUAACUGAAUUUUACGUGUAUAAAUAAAGAAAAUUAUUUUGUAUGCAGUA